Ceratosolen solmsi marchali is the source of this 1646-nucleotide messenger RNA. RefSeq lists its product as uncharacterized. The record is from RefSeq and is a predicted model, not a curated record. The transcript has 4 exons. Lineage: Eukaryota; Metazoa; Arthropoda; Insecta; Hymenoptera; Agaonidae. Gene Ontology annotation, cellular component: plasma membrane. Gene Ontology annotation, biological process: engulfment of apoptotic cell; apoptotic process involved in development; phosphatidylserine exposure on apoptotic cell surface. The annotation marks the transcript as partial.
UUAAUCGAUUAUGAUAUAAACAAUUGUAAUUGACAAUAUAUUCUUAUGAAAAAAGUGUAUAUAAAAGAAGGACAAUGGCUCAAGUAGCGGAAGAAACAUAUCAGAAGAAAUCAGCCAAAUGCUUAAGAGUUCCAUUAAAGUCAAAGGAACAAAUAUACAUAAUAUUUUUAAUACCAGCCAUAGUUAAUUGCUUUAUAUACGUAAUACACUUUUCUGUUGAUUUAGUAGUCGCAAUACAACAUUUUAGAGAAAAUAACCCAGUAUGGGCUUGUAUUACAAUAUGCUUUAUGUAUGCCCCUGCUCUUGCCUACUUUAUUUUGACAAUUUCAAGACCAGACUGGUGGAUGACAGACGACGAUAAAAUGUAUAAAGGGACCUUCCUAUGGUUGCUGCUACAAGUGGGUAAAUUGAUAGCAUUUCCAUUAUUUGCUAUGUACAGAUAUGCCGGUCUCAUAGUAUUAUCGAUAGAUGCAAUAAUUUUAUCGGGUAAUUAUAGAAUACAAACGUUAAAUGUUGCUGCCGCACCAGCAGCGAUCGAACUGUAUUUUUUCCUCCAAGCUUGGUUUCAAGCUACUCCACAGGCAGUAUUUCAAACACAUUUAUUAUUUAAAGAAAAAUUUGCUUCUCGCACACAUCAAUCAGAAGCCGUGCAUAUUUUAUGUAUCUUAAUGUCAGUAUGCAUAAUGGCCAUUAGAACGACACAAUUUCAAAGAUACGAAAGUCAAAGAACAAAUGGAAGGAAGGUACCUUGGGCGAUGUGGUUGAAAAAAUUUAAAAUUGAGGAAUUAGAAAAUUUGGAAGAAAAGCAGCUUCUGCAAUCGUCAAUUUCACAUUUUCAGUCAGGAAUUGGAACCGAUCAAGAGCAAAAUAGCAAUGAAAAUUGUGAACAUAAACAAGAUUUAAGCAUUAACUUGGAGAAACAAAAUUGCUUAACACCACCAUUGCCACCAAAAAAUAUGAAAGUUAUUCCACCUCCGACUCCGCUUCGGGGUAUUACAUCAAUCACACGAUUACCCGUACCGGAGAUGCCAGCACCACCAAGACCAGAUUCCAUCGUUGGUGAUUCUGAGGAUGUUCAAAUUGAUGAAAUAGCAAAGUCGUUCGUAGAUGAUAUAAAGGCCGAUAGCGAUAGAGCCUUCGAAAGAAAUAAUAGCUCAAUAUUAUCAAAGCGCAAACAUUUUGCAAAAGAUUUAGAAAAUAACAAUCCCGUUAGGUCAUUUUCAUUUUUUCUGUGGUGGUUUUUGUUUAUAUUACCACGAGUUUUAUCAUUAGCAAUUUUUCUCGAAUUCUAUCCAAUGUAUUUAUUAGGCGUGCUCGGUACACACUAUACUCUUAUGAUUGCUUAUUUAUUUUAUUAUGCAAAAUAUUACGACGUAAUGAGUUUUUUUAUAAACUUGUGGCUUGGUUUAGUAUACAUAUUCAGUAUCAUUGAAUAUAGAGUUAAAUUCAAAUAUGCCGACAAAUGGCUUAUUUUUUACUAUAUAUUUGUAUUUAUACAAAAUAUUUUCAUGACAUUGGCUUGGUAUUUUUAUGGUGAUUGGGCAGGAUUUUGGUAUUCUUAUUCAUUUUACACAAUUUUUAUGUGUAUGAGUCUUUGUUUUUUAUCAACAAUUUUUUAUUACUUAUUAAAACCAAAAAAACGUAAA